Messenger RNA from Ictalurus punctatus (channel catfish), 1593 nucleotides. It is a transcript of the gene arl3b, whose product is annotated as ADP ribosylation factor like GTPase 3b. The coding region runs from base 125 to 673 and encodes 182 amino acids. The transcript has 6 exons. Gene Ontology annotation, biological process: cilium assembly. Gene Ontology annotation, cellular component: microtubule cytoskeleton; cytoplasm. Gene Ontology annotation, molecular function: GTP binding; GTPase activity. The record is from RefSeq and is a predicted model, not a curated record. Lineage: Eukaryota; Metazoa; Chordata; Actinopteri; Siluriformes; Ictaluridae.
CGUACAAACCCCCUUCCGCUUUGUGUGAAUGAAACCACGCCCCCUCGUACGUGUCUUUGCGUACUACGUCAUUGGCAGUCCUUAGUAACACGGAGGCGUCUCGAGGAGGCACAAUCACAACAACAUGGGUUUGCUAUCAAUUUUGCGAAAGCUGAAAAGUGCCCCGGACCAGGAGGUCCGGAUUUUGCUUCUUGGGUUGGACAACGGUGGCAAGACCACUCUGCUCAAACAGCUGGCCUCAGAGGAUAUCAGCCACAUUACACCAACACAGGGUUUCAACAUCAAAAGUGUGCAGUCUCAAGGUUUCAAACUAAACGUGUGGGACAUUGGUGGGCAGCGUAAGAUCAGGCCCUACUGGAGGAACUACUUUGAAAAUACAGAUCUUCUGAUUUAUGUUAUUGACAGUGCAGAUCGUAAACGAUUUGAAGAAACAGGACAGGAGUUGGCUGAGUUAUUAGAUGAGGAGAAACUCAGUGGGGUUCCAGUUCUCAUCUUUGCUAAUAAACAAGACCUCCUCACUGCAGCCCCUGCAUCUGAAAUCGCUGAGGGACUGAACCUGCACACCAUUCGGGACAGAGUGUGGCAGAUCCAGCCCUGUUCAGCCCUCACUGGUGAGGGUGUCCAGGAUGGCAUGAACUGGGUCUGUAAAAGUGUGAACGCAAGAAGGAAGUAGACCUGCAUACUCUCUAUGCAGUCUCUCCAGGAAAAGCAGUGUGUACCUCUGUAUGUAUAAACAUGUCUUGUAUGUACAGCUUUAAAGAUUAAAAGAUUUGGGUUAUUAAGAUAUCUCUCUCUCACACACACACACACACACACACACACACACACAAACACAUUUCUGCUGUGCUUAAAGAAAAUUCACAGAAGGACCUCUUGUCCAUUUUUAUACUUUCAGCUUUCAGGUUCUUCUUUCUUAAAAGCUUUUGUGUCAUUGUAGCUUAACAUUUUGUCAAUCAUACAUUUAUCAAAGUGUUUAUUUAAGUAAAUAAAAAAAGCGAUGUUUUGGGAGUAUUUUAGUAGCCUGAUCAUUGAUAUAAUUUUGAAUUAACAUAUUCUGUCUCCAUAUUUAAGGUCAAAACCAGGUCUUUGGACUGGCACUAAAUUUCCAGAACUUUUCGAAUCUAAUACUGUGAUUUUACACAUCUACUUUUGAAUAGUCCUGUACACAUUCAAAAUUUGAAGACGUCUGUGAUUGAUGCUUUCUGUCUCUGAUGAUCAUUCUAGUCACUCCACCUAGUAAUGCAAUAUUUUUGACUAUAUUAUUUUUUUUCUAAGUAUAUUUUUGUAACAUAUUGAAAUUGUAGAAGGCUUUAAUAUCGCUUUUCAUAGAAUGCCCUUAAAAGGUUGUUGUGCCCAAACCUUCAAACUUCAUGUACAAAAUGGCAGUAUAUGAAAUGUGUUUAACAGUCCAAUGUACAUAAUUUGGAAAUUAUCAAAAUAUUUUCUGCAAACAAUAAUAUAAAACUGAUGUAACCGGUGUAUUUAUAAAUAAUGUCAGUUUGAGCGUCUUCCUGUGGUACCUCUGAAUCUAUUGCUGUUGUAUGUGAAAUAAUGAAAGAUAUACGUAAAAUAAAGUUCUGCGAGAUUAUCUGG